Messenger RNA from Macrosiphum euphorbiae (potato aphid), 339 nucleotides. The record is from the annotation of a GenBank genome assembly. NCBI's taxonomy places the organism in Eukaryota, Metazoa, Arthropoda, Insecta, Hemiptera, Aphididae.
AUGCAGUUCGCCGAGGCACCGGUGGACGGCUGUGCCGCCUUGGCCGCCGCCGUCGUGUGCGCGUACAAGCUGGACGUGGAGCAGAUCCGCCGGGAGAUACUGUCCGGUGGCCGCGGUCGCCGGGCCCGCAGCGAACAGGGGCCGCACCCGCGGAACGUCCAACAGCAACAGCACCUGUGGCCGGGCGUGGACCGGCCGCAGCCCGUGGGCCGUCAAACGAACGUCCGCGCCAGCCAUGACCACGCAGGCCAGCGGUUCCAUGCGCGUGGCCCUGGUGCUCAGAACACGCUGGUCGUGGCCGGUCGCACCACUCAAGACCCGAAGGUUAGUAAUAUCUGA